AUAUUAGAUGCCUUCUCUGGGGUAGGAGGUAGAGCCACGCCGCCCAGCCCAGACUCACGUAGCCUAUUUCUCCCGCGCGGCGUCGUGCUGAUGAGGAUCUUCUUCAAAUAUUAAAGCAAACUUCUAGCUCAGAAUCCAUCCACCAUCCACCCCGAAAACACACACACAAUGGCCCAGUUCAACAAAGGACCCGCGUACGGAUUGUCGGCUGAAGUUAGGAGCAAGAUCGCUCAGAAGUAUGACAUGCAGAAGGAGGAGGAACUGCGCUACUGGAUCGAGGAGGUCACCGGCAUGCCCAUCGGAGAGAACUUUCAGAUGGGGCUGAAGGACGGCGUCAUCCUUUGCGAGUUGAUCAACAAACUUCAGCCUGGCUCUGUAAGGAAAAUCAACAACUCCAAGCUCAACUGGCAUAAGCUUGAGAACCUGGGCAACUUUAUCAAAGCCAUUCUUGCAUAUGGCCUGAAGCCGAAUGACAUAUUUGAGGCCAAUGACCUGUUUGAGAAUGGGAACAUGACACAGGUCCAGACAACGCUGCUCGCCCUGGCUAGCAUGGCAAAGACCAAAGGUUUGGACACCAAGGUUGAUAUCGGCGUAAAGUAUGCAGACAAGCAGGAACGCAGUUUCAACGACGAGAAGUUAAAGGCUGGAAACUGCGUCAUUGGGUUACAGAUGGGGACGAAUAAAUGUGCCAGUCAGGCUGGAAUGACUGCUUAUGGCACCCGAAGACAUCUUUACGAUCCAAAGUCCCAGACCGACAAGCCAUAUGACCAAACUACUAUUAGCCUGCAGAUGGGCACCAAUAAGGGAGCAAGUCAGGCUGGCAUGGUCGCCCCUGGCACCCGACGAGACAUCUUUGACCAGAAGGUGGCUCUGCAGCCGAUGGACAACUCCACCAUCUCACUGCAGAUGGGCACCAAUAAAACUGCUUCACAGAAGGGCAUGAGUGCCUAUGGCCUAGGCAGGCAGAUCUACGACCCCAAGUACUGCCCCUCAACCGGAGAGCCCGGAACACACACAAACGGCAGCCAGGGCACAGGCACCACCGGUUCCGAGGUCAGCGACACAGACUACCAGGCUGACUACCAAGCAGAAUACCACCAUGAGUACCAGCCGCAAUAUGAAGAGUACCGUGGCCACUAUGACCAGGGUGUCGAUUAUUAGAUUGCUGAAUUGCAGUGUUCAGAUCAAGAUUCCCCCCACCCCCAUCCUAUAAGAACCAAAGAAAUGUUGGUUCUUAUUUCAACAGAGCAAGAUUUCUUUCCUUGCUGGCCUUAUAAACUGAUGCAGAGGGAUCAAAAUGUUGCCUUAAUUCUUAUUCCUGUGUAGAUUAUCAGUAUUGUUUUUUUUUUCUCUUCUCCUUAAUAACUGAGAAUUAUGUUUGGAACAUUUGGUUCUUCUGUGUUUUUUAUUUUAUUUCUUUUUUAACCCUGUUUUAAGACCAUUUUAACCUGGGUAUUUGUGAAAUGCAAAGUGUCUACCCUCUCCCUCAGAGUCUUUUGAUUUGAUUUAGUAUGAUUUUGGGAUGUUCAUCUCAUUCUGGCUGUUUGUGCUCUUGGACUCUGGGCUCAAGGAUAGUGGGAGGGGCUAGCUCUUCCUGAAAGUUAGUCAGGUUUCCCAUGCCCAGACAGGAAGCCGUCACGUUCGCUAGCGUUCGGCGUUUAAUCACAAAGCCUCUUUUAGAUUUAUAGUCCCUUUAGUUCAUUCGAUCUGAUAGUGGUUUUGUUACUUGUGCCAUAAUUUUGUUUUAAGCAUCCUUUCUUUUUCUUUUGUAUUCUCUCCUUUUGUAUUUAUUGCCACUGUCAUGAUAUGGUCCUGUCAAAAUAAAUUUUAAUGAAUAAAUUUUUACAUACGACUUACA
Messenger RNA from Silurus meridionalis, 1858 nucleotides. RefSeq names its product calponin-3-like. Bases 169 to 1161 code for a protein of 330 amino acids. Gene Ontology annotation, biological process: actomyosin structure organization. The transcript has 7 exons. NCBI's taxonomy places the organism in Eukaryota, Metazoa, Chordata, Actinopteri, Siluriformes, Siluridae. The record is from RefSeq and is a predicted model, not a curated record. Gene Ontology annotation, molecular function: actin binding.